Microthlaspi erraticum is the source of this 2688-nucleotide messenger RNA. NCBI's taxonomy places the organism in Eukaryota, Viridiplantae, Streptophyta, Magnoliopsida, Brassicales, Brassicaceae. The record is from the annotation of a GenBank genome assembly.
AUGGCACCAGCUACGUUAUUGGCUAACUUGACAGAGCAACAAACCAUAUUUCAACAGAGCUUGAAUCUACAACCAUGCACUGCGGCUACGUUAGUGGCUAAUUUCACAGAGCAACAAUCCAUAUUUCACCAGAGCUUGGAUCCCUGCACUAUGGCUGCAACGUUAGGGGCUCUUACAGCCAUUCCCUUACUCGGUCUCGUAAGACACGCUGAGCGCAAAGAAUACAGAAAACAAAAACCAACGUCUACCGUGAAGAUGACUUGCAAAUCGCAAGUACCUGCGAAGCUGAGACUCCAGAGCUCCUCAGGGCUAACUGCUUCCAGUGCAUUGGAUCGAUUCCCGAGCUUCACAGGGCAAAGGGAUUCCAAUGCAUUGGAUCGUCUAAAUGUAUUUCAUAGUCAAGAUGAUUUAUUUUCUGAGGUUAACCUUUCAGUGUCAUCCCAGAAAGGAAGAGGAAGAGGUAGCAGUUGUGUAACAUAUGCCAUGGCUGAGAAGUUUACGGACCAAGCAAUCGAGGCCAUAAUUCUGUCUCGAGAGGAAGCUCCGAGACUUGGCCAUAACUUUGUUGGGACUGAGCAAAUACUGUUGGGUCUAAUUGAGGAAGGGACUGGAAUCGCUGCAAAGGUUCUUAAAUCCAUGGGAAUCAAUCUUAAAGAUGCUCGUGUAGAGGUGGAAAAGAUCAUUGGAAGAGGUAGUGGAUCCACGGAUAUCCCAUUUACUCCUCGUGCGAAGCGAGUCCUGGAGUUUUCACUAGAGGAAGCUCGACAACUCGGGCAUUACUAUAUCGGGACAGAGCAUCUUCUGCUCGGUAUUCUUCGUGAAGGGGAAGGUGUUGCAGCUCGUGUCCUCAAGAGUUUGGGUUUAGAUCUUAAUGACGUACGGACGCAGGUUAUACUUAUGAUCGGGGGAAACCAUGAAGUCACAUCAAAAGAUGGUGGAGGAACCAUCAAAACGCCAACACUAGAUGAGUUUGGGACUAACUUAACUAAACUAGCAGAGGAGGGUAAACUGUAUCCGGUUGUUGGAAGGGAACCACAGAUCGAACGAGUGGUCCAGAUAUUGUCUCGAGAAACUACGAACAACCCAUGUCUAAUUGGAGAACCCGGAGUUGGUAAGACAGCAAUAGCUGAAGGACUCGCACAGCUAAUUGCCAGUGUUAAUGUUCCUAUAACACUUAAGGGAAAGACGGUUAUAAGCCUUAAUGUGGGUCGUCUGCUGGCUGGAACAAAGUAUCGUGGAGAAUUCGAGGAAAGAUUGAAUAAUCUUAUAGAGGAAGUCAGGCAAAGGGGUGACAUAAUUCUGUUUAUUGAUGAAUUGCACACUCUGAUUGGCGCAGGAGCCGCUGAAGGUGCCAUUGAUGCUGCUAACAUCUUAAAGCCAGCUCUUGCCAGAGGUGAAUUGCAGUGUAUUGGAGCAACAACAUUCCAUGAGUACAAGAAGCACAUGGAGAAAGAUCCUGCAUUUGAGAGACGGUUCCAGACUGUGAAGGUACCUGAACCAACUGUAGAGGAAGCUGUACAGAUCUUACACCGUCUGCGUGAGAGAUUUGAGAUCAAACACCAUGUCCGAUACACCGACGAGGCCUUGCUUGCUGCUGCGGAAUUGUCUCAUCAGUACAUCAGUGAUCGGUUUCUUCCCGCCAAAGCGAUUGCCUUGAUUGAUGAUGCUGGGGUUGGGGUUCGGCUACGUGAUCAUGCUCAGGGCAAAGAAGUGAGCAAAGCCCAAACUGAAGGAGGUAUUGUGACUGUGUCCGACAUCGAACACGUAGUCUCUACCGAGACGGGGAUACCGGUAGGGCAAGUCUCGUCUGAUGAAUCUAGCCGUCUUCUCAAUAUGGAGGAGAUCCUUCACAAAAGAGUCAUCGGUCAAGACGAAGUCGUCAAAGCCGUUAGCCGGGCCAGCCGCCGUGCACGUGUUAGAAUCAAGAAGCGUAACCGCCCGAUCGCAAGUUUCAUCUUCGCUGGUCCAACCGGUGUGGGGAAAACAGAGCUUGCCAAAGCCUUGGCUGCUACCUAUUUCGGAUCAGAAGCAAUGAUCCGUCUCGACAUGAGUGAGUUCAUGGAAAGGCACGCGGUAUCCAAGCUCAUUGGUUCACCUCCUGGUUACGUGGGAUACACGGAAGGAGGUCAGUUAACUGAGGCGGUUCGACGCAGGCCCCACUCACUAGUCUUGUUCGACGAAAUCGAGAAAGCACAUCCGGAUGUUUUCAACAUGAUGCUUCAGAUCCUAGCAGAUGGGAGACUAACCGACAGCCAAGGGAGAACGGUCGAUUUCAAGAACACGCUUAUCAUCAUGACUUCUAACGUAGGAAGCAGCGUGAUAAUAAACGGCGGAAAAUCUAAUCUCGAGUACGAAGAGGAAGACAGCAGAUACAAGAGAAUCAAGAGCUUAGUGACUGAGGAAAUGAAACAGUAUUUCAGACCGGAGUUCUUGAACAGAUUAAAUGAGGAGGAAGGGAUUGAACUUCAAGUGACUGAGAGGUUUAUAGAGAGAGUAGUGGAUGAAGGAUUCGACCCGAGUUAUGGUGCCAGGCCGCUAAGCCGAGCGAUUGAAAGGCUUUUGGAAGAUACCAUGACGGAGAAGAUUCUUUCAAAUGAGAUUACAAAGGGAGAUUCUGUGAUUGUUGAUGUUGAUGCACAAGGAAGCGUGCUUGUGUUGAAUGGUAACAACAACGCAUGCAAGACGUGA